This is a messenger RNA of Patiria miniata (bat star), 2654 nucleotides long. RefSeq names its product matrix metalloproteinase-24-like. The record is from RefSeq and is a predicted model, not a curated record. The transcript is spliced from 11 exons. NCBI's taxonomy places the organism in Eukaryota, Metazoa, Echinodermata, Asteroidea, Valvatida, Asterinidae. The coding region runs from base 213 to 1799 and encodes 528 amino acids. Gene Ontology annotation, cellular component: extracellular matrix. Gene Ontology annotation, biological process: proteolysis; extracellular matrix organization; collagen catabolic process. Gene Ontology annotation, molecular function: metalloendopeptidase activity; zinc ion binding.
GAGAACCAUAACAAAGCAUAUGCUGGUUAUUAUUGUUGUCAUGUUUUACAGAACCACACAAUUUCCAGCAGGUUUAAUUCCUGAUCUAAGUCAGACCGUACAGGACUAGUGUGUGUUUUUAUCGGUACACAUUCAUCCCGUAAACAGGGGACGGUUUCUGACUUUCUGGCAUUGUUUCGAAAUUAGAUUCGUUGCAAGUCUACUACGGAAUAAUGUCGUUUAGAGGAAGUGUCUUGGCCGUGGCAUUGCUACAGGCGAUGCUAGCAAUUUCCCGUGGGCAUGAGUCGGCACCAACCUUCUUGGAUAUGCUGGAGGACCCUAGCGAUAUCUCCACGCUUGUAAAGGCUGCACGUUUCCUUGCCACCUAUGGGUACAUCUCCCCGGAGAAGGGUGAGACCUCCCCGGAGCAGAUGAACGUGACGGAGAUGUCCACGGCCAUCCGGAAAAUGCAGCGGUACGCCGCGGUGAACCAGACCGGCAUACUGGACCAGCCCACGGUCAGGAUGAUGAACACGGCCCGCUGUGGAUGCCACGAUGAACCGGAGGAAUUAAAGGAUACGAGGAUCGAGUACUACGCGUCGGCAGAGAGCGGGAAUAGACGCAAGAAGAGAUAUGUUGUGGCGGGACUCAACUUCAAGUGGGAUAAGAAUGACAUCACCUACAAGAUUACCAACUACCCAGAUGAUUCCCGAUCCCUGCUCACCAAAGUUCAGGUGCGAGAGGAUACUGCGAGAGCCUUGAAAGUCUGGAGUGACGUCACACCCCUGACAUUUACUAAAGUCAGCGUGGAUGAGAUAGCUGAUAUGGAGAUCUUAUUUGGUUCCUAUCACCACACUGACCUCGCCCGUGACCCGACCUUUGAUGGACCGGGUGGCACCCUGGCCCACGCCUUCUUCCCAAACAGCGGCUGGGGAGAGGCUAACGGGGACGUGCACCUAGACGACUCGGAGACGUUCACACACCGCGAGUUUACCGCCGAAGGGACUGAUUAUUUCUUCACAGUGGCCCAUGAGAUCGGUCACGCUUUAGGCAUGGCACACGCCACAGACCGAUCCUCGCUGAUGUUCCCGUACGACAAGGGGUACAUACCUGACUUUGUGUUGCCUGAGGAUGACACGUAUGGUAUUCAACUCUUAUACGGAAAGAAUCCCGACGCUCCUUCCAAUGACGGUGUAACAACCGGACAAGACACGCGUUCGGAGCACGAAGUCUGCCGUCGAGGCGUCGAUAGUCUCACCAUGGUCGACAGUGUCCUACACGUAUUCUCAGGCAAUAAAUUCUGGAGGUUCUCUGAGACUAAGGACAUAGUUGGCCCGGUAGAAGGGACCGUGAGCAGGGACUACUUUGAGCGACUGAAUGCGGGAACUACAGCGGUCUACACACGAUGGGAUGGCAAACUGGUGUUCUUGAGAGGCAGGAACUACUGGAUAUAUGACGCCACGAGCAAAGACCAAGCCAAAGCACACAAGAUGGCAAAUCUGGGGGGCGUGCCCAAAUCGCCCACUGCAGUCAUGCAUGACCGGGACCAGCGACACACAUAUUUCUUCAAGUAUUCAAAGGUUUGGAAAUACGACGAACAAAGCCAGAGUCUCGUGGACGGUUUCCCGAUGGGUGUACACAAGGUGUUCGAUGGACUGCCUAAAAAGAGUCGAGUGCAGGCAGCAUUCACCGAUGAACAAGGUGAUCGAUAUCUUCUUGUUGGGAGGCAGUACUACCGGUUCCCGAAUGGGCAGGACCAGCUGGACCCCGACUAUCCGAAAGAUUUUCUUGUAGAGUAUUUUGGCUGUCAGCCAGAAUAAACGACAGAAUAAUGAACAAUUCCAACAUGGAAGCCAAAUAUCGCGAUUGAAAUUGUCGCAAAAGGAGGAGCUUUGAAACUUAUUUUCCUACGAAUUCAAACAAAUGUUUGAGUGCGGCGAUACAAUUUUGGAAUUCCCUGGUUGACUGCAAAUACCUUUGUGCAGUCCAUGAAUAAAACUAACUUUUUGAAUUUGUGUUGAUAAAAACAAGGAGAAAUGCAGGCGUUCUUCAAGAGACUUUAAGAGUGAAUAAAACGAUUGAUUGUCAUGCGAUUUGACUUGUGAUUUAAUCGAUUACAAAAUUAAAACGCAACAUCAACAGCGAAAACUAUUCAAGGUGUGUAAUUUCUAAAAAGGAAUUCGUGACUCAAUCAAUGAAUUCAAUCAUAUAUACAUUAAGCCGCUGUCAUUAAGUUGACACAUAAAGGUAACACACUUUACAAAACCACAGAAAAACACCUGUCGCAUACAACAGGAAGAAGACACUUGCGGAUGGCUCACAUAUGUUAAAGUGCUUAGUUAUGCCUUCUCAGGAAAGAAUAAAAGUUGAACCUUUGUAAACUUUAUCUAACCUCGAGCUCAGACGUUGCCCUUGUACUUUUUUGAACUUAAGUCAUGCAAAAGAACAGUGCCCUUGUCCCUAAAAGUCUUUGUACUUUGAGCCACGGAUCACAAGUUCACGCCUCAGACCCCUGGAUCCCCGGUAAUUUCCUGGUAACGCAGACCACGUCCACAACAUAUACUUCAAGUGAGCUGAAAAUCAUUACCAUGGUAACACGUUUGGCGCAGCUUGACAGUUGCUUGUAUAACCACCUGUGAAGACGUCUUUAGGAUUUUCUCACCUUAAAAGGGCCA